Messenger RNA from Xyrauchen texanus (razorback sucker), 4448 nucleotides. RefSeq names its product G-protein-signaling modulator 1-like. The transcript is spliced from 14 exons. The coding region runs from base 85 to 2049 and encodes 654 amino acids. NCBI's taxonomy places the organism in Eukaryota, Metazoa, Chordata, Actinopteri, Cypriniformes, Catostomidae. The record is from RefSeq and is a predicted model, not a curated record. Gene Ontology annotation, molecular function: GTPase regulator activity; protein binding.
CAGAGGGCUGAAGUACGUGUGCUCCGGGCCCCAGAGGAAGAGGGAAGCAUUGAGCAACUCUGGAGGUUUCUGUACGGCUCCUUCAUGGCUCAAUCAGCGAGCAGCAUGGACUCUGAUCUGGCCAGCAAACGGCUCCACUCGAGAAUGGAGGCGUCAUGUUUGGAGUUGGCUUUGGAGGGGGAGCGUCUGUGUAAAGCGGGAGAUUUUAAAGGCGGUACAGCGUUCUUUGAAGCUGCGGUGCAGGUGGGAACAGAAGAUCUGAAGACCCUCAGUGCCAUUUACAGUCAGCUGGGAAAUGCUUACUUCUACCUGAAGGAGUAUGGGAAAGCCUUGGAGUACCACCGCCACGAUCUUACACUCGCACGGACAAUAGGCGACCGGAUUGGCGAAGGGAAGGCCAGCGGGAAUCUUGGAAAUACUCUGAAGGUUUUGGGUCGUUAUGAUGAAGCAGCCGUGUGCUGUCAGAGACAUCUGGACAUUUCACAAGAACAAGGAGACAAGGUCGGGGAGGCCAGAGCGCUGUAUAACAUUGGGAAUGUGUUUCAUGCAAACGGCAAACAGCAGAUUUGGGGAUGUUCACAAGAUCGUGGAGAUCUUCAUCCCGAUGUGAGAGACACACUGGAGAGAGCCACGGCCUUCUACGAAAUGAACCUGUCUCUGGUGAAGGAGAUGGGUGACAGAGCUGCACAGGGACGAGCCUUCGGUAACCUUGGCAACACUCAUUACCUACUGGGUAAUUUUGUUGAGGCCAUCAAGUUCCACAGAGAGCGUCUGUCCAUUGCCAAGGAAUUUGGUGACAAAGCAGCCGAGCGGAGAGCGUACAGUAACCUAGGCAACGCUCUCAUUUUCCUGGGCCAGUUCAAUUCAGCCACAGAGUAUUACAGGAAAACUCUGCAGCUGUCUCGGCAGCUGAAGGAUCAGGUGAUGGAAGCUCAAGCAUGUUACAGUCUGGGAAACACACACACGCUGCUGCAGGAGUACGAACGUGCCAUAGACUAUCACCUCAAACACAUGCUCAUCGCACAAGAGCUCAGCGACAGGGUUGGAGAGGGCCGGGCUUGUUGGAGUCUGGGUAAUGCUUACGUAUUGUUAGGAAACCACCGUCAGGCUUUACACUACACCCGAAAACACUUGGAUAUCUCCAGAGAGUUCGGGGACAGGAAUGGAGAGCUGACAGCUAGGAUGAAUGUCAAGGAGUUGAUGGAAGUUCUCGGGGUGAAGGAGGCCGAUCUCUCGCCAUCUAACUCUGAGUUUACAGUGCAGGGUGCCAGACCAAAGUUCGCCAAGAAGAACAGUAUGGACAGUGUUGACCUCUGGAAAUACAAUGCUGAAAAGAACGGGGAUGUUCCUGAUGUUGAUGGUGUAUCGAGGAUGUCGAGGAACAGCAGAAGGAACGCAGACAGUCAUACGUCUGAUGAGAGACAGUGGAUGGACUCAUCUGUAGACACGGAUGACAUCACUGUUCAAGUCACACCUCCAAAGCUGGGUUGUGACCCAUCAGAUGAGGACUGCUUUUUUGACCUGUUGAGUAAGUUUCAGAGCAGCCGUAUGGAUGACCAGCGCUGCCAACUGGAUGAGAUGCCCAACGGAGUGGACGCAGGAGGAGCGGAUGAAUCUGACGUUUAUGACAUGAUCGGCAGCAGUCUCCUAUCAUCACCUCAAACCGAAGAGCUUUUUGACUUGAUCGCCAUUUCACAGAGCCGUCGUCUAGACGAUCAGAGGGUAAGCGUCAGCAACCUGCCCGGACUCAGAAUCACCCACAAUAAUCUGGGUCACCUGUGCGGAGAGGGCGAUCCUCAGGAGCCCAGCGACGACUUCUUCAACAUGCUCAUCAAGUGCCAGUCGUCCAGGAUAGAUGACCAGCGUUGCUCUCCUCCUGAAGGUGGUCCUCGGGCCCCUACGGUCCCUGAUGAGGAUUUCUUCAGUCUCAUACAGAGAGUUCAGGCCAAACGGAUGGACGAACAGCGUGUGCAUCUCCCAUCAGAUGAACAAGAUGAACAAGAGCCGCCUGAGGCUGAGAGAGAGCCAGGGGCCUCAGACUUUGGGUAAAGCCACAGGGGCCCGCAGUAGACCGGGCUCAAAUAUGGACCGCAAGAACCAGAAGAGGAAGGAACUCUUUAAUGAGAUGAAAAGAAAUAUGCACUUCAGAGUGUGUGACGUGUGCUGGUAUUUUAUGAACGCAUGUGAGAUAAAAGUUCACCAAAUUGCAACGCAAGUGCCAUCUCAGAAUACUGUGUAGUGUUACACCUCAUGUGCUUUAUAGCCAUUAUCCAUAAAGUUUGAGUUUAUAUUGACUAGAUUAACAGAUACCAGGCGUGUUCCAUUUGGACAGAACUUUCUGGAGGGAAUUCACAAAGAAUUAAUUGCGUCCGCUGAUAACGUUGUUUAUUUGCACAUGCUGUCUGCGUUGUUUUUUUCACCCUAUUUGUUAAAUAUAACGCAAAACAGGUAACAAACACCUGUUUUAAAAAAAAGCUGAAUGCAACUCGCGCAACAUAAUAUCCCAUCUUGCGAUGGGUGGGUACUGAGUGCUAGAUUGUGAAUGAUAAGAUGAUCUACCACUGUGAUCCAGCACCUGAUCUGACUCGAUAAAAUGCUGAAAACAAUGCUGCACAUCUGGAUCUGACCAGUUGUAAUGCUCUUCUCCAUCAUUUGAUCAUUAUUUGAUAACAUGAUCAAUGGAAAAUAUACACAAACAUAUUUUAUUAAUAAAAAUAAAUUUACCUCUUGCUUUUUUUGUGGCGGUAACAGCACAGCACUGACAAAUAGCAUCAGACAAAUAGCGCUUAUGUUUGUGAAUCUGACACAUUCUAUAAUAAUGUUUAUUUGCGUAGAAAGGAGCCGUGUGAGAAGAAUGAAAAGAAUGACAAUUAAUUCACUUGAAUGUGUGUGGCGCAGCAGUUUUUCAGCGCAUUUAACGCGUCGGACACAUUUAAGUUGGACUGCGGGAGGUUUGUAAUUGAGAUGCAGGUUUACCAUGUGCUAAAGUGCUGCAAAUGUUUAUUGAAUUCACACCUUCUCAUUUGUCAUAGUUUCGUGCAUACUGCCUUAAAUGGAUUCAGACGGAGCCCCUUAGAGCACAAGGACAUGGUUACUGCAGUUUUAGUAUUGUAACUUUAUUAUGGCUACUGUAGUAAAAUCACGUUUUCAUAAGGGGUAGAUAAAGUUAUUUCAGAAAUAAACUUCUCCAACUGUCCUCAAAGGGGCUCCGCUAAUUCGUAUUCCUUGAUAUUCUGUCAUUUAUGAGCAUGUCGAGGAGUAAUGUUCUGGUUUAGUGUGUGUGUGUGUGUGUGUUUCUUGACAGUAUUAGUGUUGCAUCACUGCCAGUGUUAAAGAGCUGCUAACUUUGACCUUCCUAAUCGCAAGUGCAUUUGGGUUCUGCUUUAUAUCAUGUUUUCAUUUACCACCAAAAUGAAGACAUUAGGGCUCGUUGUCCUCUUUUCAUUCUACCCAGUUUCUGUCGUAUUUGAAGAUAUAAUUGUUGUUAACUCCACAUAUGUAUUUAUUAAGUGUUGAUGAAAAUGGAUAUCUUUAAAAAAGACUGUGAAAAUAAUUUGAAGUAUUGAUAAUUGUGGGAACAUAAAAGUAUGUGAACGUUCAUGGUACAAACUAAUUUACUUCAUGUAUGUUUGACUGAUUUGUGUGGAACCAAGAAAAAUUGAAAGUGAUUUGCCCCACAGUGGGGGUUUUGGCUGCUUCAGUUUUCUUCAGAGUUGAUUUUUGCAUGACGCUACGUUGUUUUAGUCGUUUGUGGCCGAGCUGAUCUUCAAUCAGAAUAAUGUCUUUCUCGCAUUAGAAAAAUGUGUUUAAAAAAAUCUAAUGUAGUUUGCCAUCCAGUUCAUGAUUUAUCAAUUCACUGCCACCUUGUGGUUGAAAGUUAGCAAGGCCUUUUUUUUGUUAUGGGUUAUGGGUUAUGAUCCUUAAUUAAAUAAUAGUUUAUUUCACAAUAGUUCAUCUGUUUUCAUUGAUGCAUGAUGCUUGUAACUAAUCCUCAUUUCUAUUAAUCAUCUUACUUUAAUUGUGGAGCUCACUGACUCCAAUUUAACAGAUGGUUUUAUAAUAUAUAAAAUAAUAAUUUAUAUAAUUUAGGAAGUAUGUAAUUCAUUCAUCCCCGCAACCCUGUACACAGGAUAAGCGGUUGACGAUGGAUGGAUGGAUGGAUGGUAAUUCAUUCAUGAUGACAUGAAGUAAAAUAUAAAACAGAUUGAAUCAGUCACUUGUAUUUAACUACAAUUUAAAUGCAAUUAAAGUACAAAUCAUUAGUCCAUCUGAAUUAUUUCGCUUCCCCAGAUUAUGUUUGAUUUCUGCCUUACAUUUGCUAAAAUAUGUUGUGAGAAAUGAUCUAAUAACCUUUGAAAUUUCACUGCCCAAAUGUACAAAAUUGUUUUAUAUUUAUUUUCUGUUCACGAAUGGAAAUAAAUCCCUUUGCUUUUAAUAAAAUGUCAAUG